Messenger RNA from Neoarthrinium moseri, 1062 nucleotides. RefSeq lists its product as uncharacterized. Bases 1 to 1062 code for a protein of 353 amino acids. The transcript is spliced from 3 exons. NCBI's taxonomy places the organism in Eukaryota, Fungi, Ascomycota, Sordariomycetes, Amphisphaeriales, Apiosporaceae. The record is from RefSeq and is a predicted model, not a curated record. Gene Ontology annotation, molecular function: dioxygenase activity.
AUGGCUCCAGAUCUUGGCCCUGAAACGGAGGCGAAGGGCGACAUAACGCUGCGCGUCGUGUCACUCCAGAAGCUCAUCGAAGGCGACAAAGAUACUACUUCGAUCCUCCUAAAGGCGUGCACUGAUCUUGGGUUUUUCUACCUUGACUGCCGCGAAGUAUUGUCUGGGCGAUAUACAGAGGAUGUCACCAACAUGUACGCACUGGCGAAGGACUUUUACGACAUGCCUCAGGAGGAGAAGUCCAAGUGGCUCGUCGACCGAGAUCACGAUGAACACAUGGUCAUGGGAUACAAGCCUGCCGGCCAUGGUAACGGCCCAGUCGAGGGAAAGAAAGAUGGUUUCGAGGGACUCAUGCUUAUGGAACGCCCAAUUUCCAAGAUAGCAGACUCGUCAUUGUUUCCCGGCCCCGAAGCCAUAGCCAGGCAGCUUAGCCAGCUCAAAGAGGCCAUAUCCGACUUUCGCGAUAUCUCCAUGCUUCUUCUGACUCGUCUUUCUGAGGGGCUGGGCUUGGAUGGGAGCAGGGCGUACCAGCGUUACCACCGCAAGGGCGCCGUGUGCCCGACGGCGCUUGGCUUACUCAAGUAUACCCUGGCCGAGAAGGAGCCGCAUAAGGUUGGACAGAUCGCUCACACUGACGCUGGUAGUCUUUCCAUCGUCUUUACUGAGGUUGCCGGCCUGCAAGUGCAGCGGCCUCAAGAGGAGGAUUGGUACUACAUCGCCCCAAAGCCAGGUCACGCCGUUGUAAACGUAGGUGACUCGCUGCGGUUCAUAUCGGAUGGUGUGUUAGCGUCCAGUUUGCACCGGAUUAUUCCUCACAAGGAUGAGAAGGGCCGUCACAAAUACUCGAUCGUGUACCUCCUUAGACCUGAGAUGGAUGCCGAAUUCGUGGAUGCCGAGGGCGUGGCUUGGAAGGGCCUUGACUGGACGAACAAUAAACAUGCUGUCUUUCGAGCCACAGCUCAAGAACAGGCAAAGGGAACCUAUCUUACCGGCCGCGAUGGUUAUGUGGGGCAUUGGGAUCCAGAGGUAGAUCAGGAAAGUAGAACCAUCACGGUGGAGUGA